Molecule: messenger RNA, 741 nt
Organism: Fusarium graminearum PH-1
Lineage: Eukaryota; Fungi; Ascomycota; Sordariomycetes; Hypocreales; Nectriaceae
Exons: 7
Coding region: 1-741 (246 amino acids)
Source: RefSeq, a predicted model, not a curated record
AUGGGCCCAGUUGUUGGUUCCAACACAGACAAGGUCUCUGACAAAGCUGGAGGACCUACCUACCUGCUGUGCAAACACAACAUUAGCCCUAACCACAAUCACUUUUCUAGACGAGGAUGCCCACCACUUUACGUAUUGGCAGCUGGAAGACUUGAUGGCAAUACAGGAGAGGAGACCUACCAACACUUGAUCUGGGCAUGUAGUAAGGUUAUACUCUGCUCGGCUGGUGAGAAAAGAGGCAACGAAGCUGCUGUACAAAAGACUGGCCGAAGUACUUGCACGUACUGUAUCUGCUGGGGUAAAAGUUAUUCAGCUGCCCAGCAACAAUCUCGAUACAGAGCGCCAUUCGUUGCAAUUAUAGGCAUCUCCCAGCCUUCUCUUCCGUUGGAUCUAGCUGGCUGUCUGGCCUUGUUGAUCUUCGUCUACUGUGCUCUGGCACACGGGAUCUCCAUCCCCGUCCCUACUUUUCACUACGUGGCUUGGGCCAGAUCGGGAACCAGGGGUCCCGACUGUGGGCUGGCGGCUGCUUUUGUUGGCUUUGUUGGCUGUUCGGGAGAGGUUGUCUUCGACCCUAGUACCCCGGCUGUGGCAGUGGCGGAAACCGACCAGCUGGACUCUGUUUCUUUUGCAACCCCUGAAGGCGUCGAGCACAACGGGGACGGCGUCCGGAAGGCGUCCCUGAUGGUACCAAGAUGGAGUGCAGAUUAUGCUUGUCAUAAAUGGUGGUGGUGGUCGCGUUGA